Molecule: messenger RNA, 2100 nt
Organism: Ramularia collo-cygni
Lineage: Eukaryota; Fungi; Ascomycota; Dothideomycetes; Mycosphaerellales; Mycosphaerellaceae
Exons: 2
Coding region: 1-2100 (699 amino acids)
Source: RefSeq, a predicted model, not a curated record
AUGUCGGAACGAGAAGGACGAGACGCACAUAUUGUGGCACCAACUCUACUUGUCACCGUCCCGGCAGAAGGAAUAGCAAACAUUGACACCAAGUCGACGCUGGCGGGAAGAAGGAGGAGCAAGACUGAGAGCUCAGCGCUCAGUGAGCCGGGCCGGGCAUCCGCAAAUGAGUGGAUUGAUGUAGACCACAAGGAWCCUGCACGACACAGGAGGAGUUCCAAACGACGAGCCACUGCUUCAUCUGGUAGUCAAAAGAGCCGGGCCGUGGAAUUCGACCUGGGCCGGUUCUUACCCAGACUUGGUAGGAUAUUAGAGACGACGGACGGCACCUCCGCCUCGAGGCCCCAUAUAAAGGCUGGAAAUACUCGACAGAAGCACGAGGAGGGUAGUCGUAAGACAGCUCGACAUAGAAUCGAGCAGGGUGACCCUCACCGCCGUUCCGUAAAGCACCGAGUUGGAGGCCAAUCGAGACAGAACCAAACCAACCUAAAGAUCAAUCCUUCCUUGCUGUCCGUGAUCUCUGGCCUGACCGGCAUUUCAGACAGUAGCAGUAAUACCACCAUCACGCAGCAGUCUUACAACAGUCGAGGCGGCAGCACACCCGAGUCCAACGGAGUCCAUCGUCGCUCAGACUCCGCUCUCAGUAUCUCCRGCUCGCAUACACCCGACGUUUUCGCGUUCAUGGAACCUGCUUUAGUCGAAGAGGAUGGGCAUGGUGGAAGCUCAAGGAGCUCGUCGCCGAGCUCGUCUCGUUACUCGCCGUCAGAAGCUGGGUCGAGUGAGGCACCGCAAACACCAUCUUCCAACUCGACAUUCCCAUCACCGACAGCAACAAGAAGUGGAAGCUUGACCGGUAGUGUGAAGGAACUUCGUCUGAAAUACGAUGCACAAUUCACUUCACCGGUCAGUUCCCCGAUGAACAGCCGCCAUGGGUCGGAAUCUGGAGCUGAKAGUCUGAAUGGCCAGCGUCUGGGUGCCAAGGCUACAAUCCAUAAACGGGCGCAUCGCAAUGCCGCAUCAGUUCAUUCGGAGGGCAGUCACGAUGCACGAAGCGACCGUGUAGCUUCCACCGAUGAACAACAGCGGCUUCCUUCUGUCUCUCAGCCGCCUCCUCAUCAUGCUCAGCCGAUAUAUGGUGGUCAGCAUCGAUCCCAUUCGACGUCAUCUGCCGACUCUGCAGGAUCCAACGACGCAUAUGCACAAUACAUGGCGAUGCAACAAUAUCAACAACCCUCAGCUCCAGUGCCUGCCUCCCAUUUUGCGCCACGGCAGGAUUCACACGGCCCAGUCGGGCAUGCAGAUCGCCCACCAGUGCCUGACGCUCCUGAUGUAAGCCAGAAAACACUUGUCGGUUAUGAGAUGCUUGCCGAAGAGCUUGCAAGCGUCGAGUCGCCGGUCAAGCCGGCAUAUCGCAAAUUUGAGUAUCUCAAUCACCGCAUACUCCUGCAUCUUCAGGAUGAGCUUUGUGAGAUGGAAGAACAACUGCGCACCAUGGAUGAAAUUAUCGCACAGAUUGCAACGCCAGCUGAGGGGGCCAAACGCUCACCUGCGUCUCGUCGUCGAGAUGCUUUCAAUGGCUCGGAGAUGCAUCACCGGCGGACUGCACUGCUUGGCCGCAUCUUUCUCAAGACAGAGCAGUACAAUCGUGCGCUGUCAUCAUUCGCGGCAUUGACCAAAGAAUGCAGGCCGGCAGAGCUGGAGCAGGUCGCUGCUUACCGCGAUUGGAUGGCGGAGAAGGCUCCCAUCCACGACGUUGAAGUGAAGUUCUUGCAGAAGCAGCAAGAUCUUGUGCAACUCGCGGUCGCCACGUCAUCUCAGCCGCACCAAGAUGCAUCAUCUCAAUCAAAUUCCUCCAAGCAUGCGGCUGCAUUGUCUUGUCUACCGGUUGCCUUGAUGCUACCCCUGCUACUUUACUCCAUCAUACCAACGCUUGCCGGCCGGUUAAUCAUAACGAUGCUGAUAGGCAUCAGUGUCUUUCUUGUUGUUGCUACCACACACAUUCGGCACAUGAUGCCCUUGAACGAGUGGGCCGUCUGCGGUGGUGCAUAUGUCUUGAUCAUGGCUACCAUCGCGGGUUGCGUGCCUCAACAUGCGGCGUAA